AUUAGACUUUUAGCUAGAAAAAUACAACGGGAAAUUAGCGACGGAAGCCAGAAAAAUGGAUGCUUUUGCUGUCUGUCUCAAAAUUACAAAUCUCCAUCCUUCUACCGUAUCAUCAUGCUCCGCCAUUCCCUUCAGUUCGUUGCAGUAUUCCUCUGUGUAUCUAUUACCAAUGGUCUUGGGGGAGAGAUAGCUACCUUUCAAACUACACCCGCAACUCCGGACCUCGUCAGUCACAGGCAAGAUGUCUGCGACAGAUUUGAAAAGUACCGUUCUGGAGAGGUUGGACUACGGAAUGCCCUUUCGGGCCUAUCAUUGAGACCUGCUUUUACACACACUGUUGUUGGCAACCCUUUUUUCAAAUACAGUGCCGAUGAGGGCAUUGACACGAAGAAUCCAGGAUUAAGGACAGAGCUGAUGGAUGCGAUCGCAGAACGUGCCAAUUUCACUUGGCGAAACUCCUUUGGGGUCAUUGAUGCUGCUCCCAGUAGCUAUAACAUGACAUGGACAGAAAUGUUGAUAUGGAUGGUGGAAAAUUAUGACAUGGCAAUGGGGGAUUUUGAUCAUACUGUGGAAAGAAUGGAGCGAGGUGUGACUUUCCCAGAGCCAUUCUCGGAUGGCAGCUACAUCUUGAUUGAUAGGCAACGGUCUCUGAGGGAAACCAAUGAUGUGGAUCCGCUCAAUUGGACCAAACCAUUUGAACCGGCAGUUUGGGGGAUGAUUGUUUUGACGGUUGUUCUGUCUGGACUUGUCUACCAGUUCAUUGAGCACCUCAGCGGAGAACGAGAAGACAGAUCUCUGUACCAGUGGUUCUCGGACAACCUGUAUCUCAGUGCCAUCAAUUUCUCCCAAAACUUUGAAUAUGCUCCCAACAGUCUAGGGGGAAGAAUAUAUGGGGUCAGCAUGACGAUUUGGGCACUUGUUAUCGUUGCGACGUACACUGCCAAUCUGGCCUCUCUAUUUGUGGAAUCCAGGGUAGAACCUGUUCUGGUGGAUUCUAUGGAGGAAGCUGUUGUUUAUGGCUACCCUGUGUGUACCUAUGAGAAUACCAAUGCAGAGUUCUUCAUCAAAGAAGUAUUCCCAAAGGCAAAAGUGGUACCCAGAAAAGAUGACAAAGCCUCUUUCACAUCACUGAGAAAUGGUGAAUGUGCCUUGGCGGUAUUAUCAUUGGAUUCUUGGCUUACUUAUCAGGUCAAUGAGGAGUACAACCCUGACUGUGAUUUGGAAUGGGUGGGCGAAAAGAUCAAGACCAUCAAGGCUGGAUUUGCAAUGAAGGCUGAUGUUGGACACAAAUGCAGCGGUUUGGUUCGACACGUAAUCAAUUUACAUAUGGUUGAGCUUGUUGAAGAUGGAGUCGUGGAGGAGCUCUGGAGAAAACAUAGAGAAAAGGUAGAUGAUGGCAUGUGUUCAUAUGAAGAUGACGAGGAAUCAGACAGGCGGCGCUUGCUCCACAUGACCCAACAGGCGGUGUCGCACAGCACCCGUCCUGUGCAUAGGAGACUGAAGGGUGGUGGCAGGGCAUCAUCAUCAACCGAGGAUGGUAUUGAUGCGGAUACCCUGACACUUCAGCAAAUGGCUGGGACCUUCAUUUUUCAUUAUGGAGGCAUGGCUGUUGCUCUUUUGGUGAGUCUGAUUGCCGCCUAUGCCGAGAAGCUGAAAUGCUUCCACUCAGAAGGCAAGGUGUAUGAGAAAGUUACAAGCAGGACACAUGGACCAGUCAUUGGGCUUCCACCACCAGUCAAUACUUAUGUGGUCCGAGAUGUCAAAGAAGAAGGCGCCUCGGACAACAAUGCUGGUGACAGCGAGAACGGUAGUGGGCAGCAAAACGAACCUGUGGACGGCGGCUGCGAUAUCAGUCAUCCAGAGAUGGUUGCAAAACAGCAAGCCCUAGAGGCCAAACUUGACAGAGUCGAGAGUACAAUGAACGCCAAAAUGAAUGCAAUGCAAAUGGCUCUGGAUGUUCAGACGGAUAUGAUUCGACAACUAUUGAAGGGUCCCUACAAUGAACACUUUGCUUGAGUUGGUUGUACUCGUGCAUGUGUUUGCUGGCUGGUUGGCUAGCAGCUGUACUAGUGGCAGCUCCUAUAGUUUGUAGGUUUGUAUUGGUACAUGAAGAAAACAGUAGCUUGGAUUUGGAUGUUUCAGUGCAAGAAUUUGUUACAUGUAUUGGCUGGACUAGCAAAGCAAUAGACCCACGAUGCUCGAGAAAGCACUGCACGAGUGUCCGUCGUGGCUCGGUUCACCUCAAACCAAAAACAGCCGGUGCUAUCUUGAUCCUUGUUUUGGCUGAAAAGCAAUGUAUGUACAACGACAGACAACAAUAACGACGAUUACGCGAGAAAGGACUGCACGAAUGCCCGUCGUGGCUUGGUUCGCCUCGAACCAAAAGCACCUGGUGGUACUAGUACCUCGAUCCUUGCUUUGGCUGAGAAGCUACUCCGUACUGGAAUGUACAAUGACAACAAGAACGACGAUGGCACGCAGGAAUAACUGUUCGUAGAACCCGCAUCGUGAAAUCUACUUGGGCAUGCAUGCUCCAUGAUCUGCUUUUUGGAACGAUAGCCUACUGUUGCUGUUGUCACAUUUUGCUCCAAGCACUGCACGAGGAAGCUCGAGCCACGUGUCCAAAUCAAGAUUGUUGGUUGCAACGCGUUGAUUACAGACACGGACGACGAGGACGGCACGGAGCUUGUAGCACCGGUACAGGUACGAGCUAUGAGUAUGUCGCGACACCUACUUUCCCUUCCUCUUCCGUGAUCUUUUUUUUAGGUACAAGCAACAGUCACUUUUGCUAUCGUAUUAUCUUCUUUUUGUGGCUGGGGUAGGGUCCUGAUUCCCCUCUGACAUGCGGAAGCCAGAGACUUGAGCGCUCGAUGCUUGUACCGCCGUUAGUGCAAGAAUAGCCAGCCACAUUCAGAUCAUCAUUGGACUACAAAACCCCAAAAGCAGCCUUCGCUCAAGAACUCACAUGCACAGCUCAUGCACAGUGCAUAUCCUUUCGGCACGCCCGUAGCCUGGACGAACAUACCCUUUGCUAGCUUGGUCGUCCGCGAGUGGUUGGACGAUCCUGUCACGUUGCUUGAGGUUGCCGUGAGCAGCCAACAUCCAAUCAGAGUAUUUGAAGUGCUUGAACAGCAGUCGCACCUCGCUCACCCUCGUAUUACCGCGUUUCAAAACCAUUAAACUCUCCACCCCAUGUGUCUGUACCGUAUGGGUCCUCUAUGGCUCCGUUCAGUACCGGUAUAGUACCUACAAGUACAACACAGUCGCACCUCAGCCUCGCGCCGUACGGUACCGAUACCAUGGCCGCACCUCAGCUGGCACCGGUCGGGUAUCGUGACAUCUACUUCGGCAUGCGUGCUCCUUGAUCUAAGUUUUGGAACGGUUCUGUAGCUGCUGUGGGCACAUUCUGGCUCC
Seminavis robusta is the source of this 3414-nucleotide messenger RNA. The record is from the annotation of a GenBank genome assembly. NCBI's taxonomy places the organism in Eukaryota, Bacillariophyta, Bacillariophyceae, Naviculales, Naviculaceae.